CCCGCCGUGGUGUGCCGGGCGCGUGGGGACCGUGUGAUCUAGCGCCGCGCCCUGGGCGCAUGGGCUGGGUACCUACCAGCGCGCACAGGGCUGUGGGGAGGCGGCGAGCAGGGGGGCACGAGGCCCUAGCGAUCCCCGGUGGCAUUUAGCCAGGCAUCAUGAGCCAGGACGCAGAGGUGGACAUGAAGGAGGUGGAGUUGAACGAGAUGGAGCCAGAGAAGCAGCCCAUGGCGGGCUCCCCGGCCUCGGGAUCCCUGGGCGAGAAGAACGGGAUGGUGAAGGUGAAGGUGCCCGAGGAGGAUGGCGAGGCGGAUGCUGGCACCAAGUUCACGGGGCUGUCCAAGGAGGAGCUGCUGCAGGUAGCGGGCACUCCAGGGUGGGUGCGCACCCGCUGGGCCCUGCUCAUCCUCUUCUGGCUGGGUUGGCUGGGCAUGCUGGCGGGGGCCAUCGUCAUCAUCGUCCAGGCUCCUCGCUGCAAGGAGCUUCCUCCCCAGGAGUGGUGGCACAAGGGGGGCAUUUACCGCAUCCAUGCACUGGAGGCCUUCCAGGACUCGGAUGCCGAUGGAGUCGGGGACUUGGCAGGGAUGGAGCAGCGCAUUGAUUAUCUGAGCUCCCUGAAGGUGAAGGGGCUGGUAAUUGGGCCCAUACAUGUUAACACCCCUGACAAACUGGCCAGCACGGACCUGCGGGAAGUGGACCCCCGUUUCGGCACCAAGGAGACCUUUACCAAGCUGUUGGAGGCCGCCAAGAAGAAGAGUCUCAAGGUCAUCCUGGACUUGACCCCCAAUUACCGUGGCCAGAUGCCCUGGUUCAGCCAGGAGACCCUCCGCAGCAGUGAUUUCCAGUCUAAAAUGAAGGUGGCGCUGGAGUUCUGGCUGGAGUUUGGUGUGGCAGGGAUCCAGAUGGAGGAAGUGGAGAAGCUCAAUGACUCCCAGCUCCUGGUGGAGUGGAAGAACCUCACCAGCCAGUACAGUUCUGAUGGUAAUGCCAGGGUGCUGAUCGCUGGGACGGGCCAACAAGAUUCCUGGCAGAUCUUCUCCUUGCUGAAUGAGACCAGCGCUGACCUCCUGGUCAGCCCAUAUCUGGUGGGGCUGGGGCAGGAGCCUUCUGGGGAGAAGGUGGAAAAUGCAAUCAGAGAGUACAUCCAGGCUUCUGGAGAGAAGUGGCCCAGCUGGAGUGUGGGGGGCCCAAGGACAGGGCACAUGGCCUCUCUUGUGAAGGAGCGGUUGCUGCGGCUCUAUCACAUGCUACUUUUCACGCUGCCAGGGACGCCCUUCACCAACUACGGGGAUGAAAUCGGGCUGCAGGAGCUGCCAGGACAGUCCAGCGCACCCCGCAUGCUGUGGAAUGAUUCAGCCAAUUUUGGCUUCUCCUCAAAGUCAUUGUCUCAAGGUGUGGGCGGUGGCGGCGGCGGCGGCAGCAGCAGCAGCAGCAUCACUGUGAAGGCACAGAGUGAGGACCGCUCCUCAUUGCUCUCCCUGUUCCGGCACCUGAGUGAGCUGCGGGGCAAGGAGCGCUCGCUGUUGCAUGGGGAAUUCAUGAUGCUGCCUAGGGUGGUGCCAGAUGUCUGUAUCUACCUGCGCAGCUGGGACCAGAACAAACGCUUCUUGGUGGUCCUCAACUUAGCUGGCAACAGCAGCUCUGUCCCCAUUUCCCACUCUCUCCUGCCUCCUGAGGCCACUGUGGAGCUCAGCACUGACCCCCAGCGCCAGGAGGGGCAGCUGGCCCUGAAGGACCUGACAUUGAAGCCCUCCGAGGGGUUGCUGCUGCAUUUCCCCUAUGUAGCCUAGGGGAGGAGGCCUCGCCUGUGGGCCAGGGCCUCCCAUGUUCCAAGGUGGGGUGUUUACUCAUGUGAGUCCUACUAACACCCCCAGGGGCAGCACUGAGGCCUUGGGGCAGGAGUGGGGAGUUGCAGCCAUAAGGUAAAGAAGGCCCCUAGGUUCUGUUCUCCUGAGUCCUGGAUGUCUGACCUGAUCUUCUCUUCCCCCCACUACCCUCCCAUGGGGUUGGUGGGGCAUGGGGGAAGCAGGUACUCAGUGUGCCCCAAUUCCUGCUGGCCUCACUUCGGCACCAUCCUCAGGGAUGCUAUGGGAGAUCUGGACUGAGGAUGGGGCUCUGUGGCAUCUGUUUCCCCAUGGUGGGGCAGCAUUUAGAUUUAGGGACCAAGGAGUUCAGGCCCCACUGGCUGCAGCUUCACCCUCCCCCUUUGGGUGCCCAGUAUGAUUGGACAGGUGGGGAUGACUGAUCAGGACCAAAGGUCUAUCUGUCUCUCUCUCUCCUCCUCCUCCUUCCUCUCUCCCCCUCCCCAGGUUGUAGUGGCCAGUGCUGUGUGUGAAAUGGUGCAGAUGUUUGGGUGGGGGGUGGAUGGCUUUGUGCUGGGCUCCUCCUGCGUGCUGCUGGGAUCAGCAUGGAAAUAAUAAAAGGCUCUGCUUAGUGA
Messenger RNA from Gopherus evgoodei (Goodes thornscrub tortoise), 2437 nucleotides. It is a transcript of the gene SLC3A2, whose product is annotated as solute carrier family 3 member 2. The record is from RefSeq and is a predicted model, not a curated record. Lineage: Eukaryota; Metazoa; Chordata; Testudines; Testudinidae. The transcript is spliced from 10 exons. Gene Ontology annotation, biological process: carbohydrate metabolic process; amino acid transport. Bases 159 to 1790 code for a protein of 543 amino acids.